AUGCCCGUACACGCUCAAUCGCUCAGCGGCGCUCGCGCCACCAGGCUCUUGAUAAAGCAUAUGAGAAGGAGUGGCGUGUUGUGCAAAAUGAGCGCAUCAACACCACCGAGGCGAUUCGGGAUGAACACAUGGCCCGUAUUACGCGUGGCACGAAGCGCACGGAUGUCUUCAGAUCAGCUCGCUCGCCAAAUCAAGUCGCAGCGCAUGCUGCUAUUUAAGCGUGCUGCCCUCACAGAAGAGCGCAAGGCAGACUGCAAGUUGUUCAAGGAACACUGUGAGGACCCAAGAUGA
This is a messenger RNA of Peronospora farinosa, 291 nucleotides long. Lineage: Eukaryota; Oomycota; Peronosporomycetes; Peronosporales; Peronosporaceae. The record is from the annotation of a GenBank genome assembly.